Molecule: messenger RNA, 2442 nt
Organism: Aspergillus homomorphus CBS 101889
Lineage: Eukaryota; Fungi; Ascomycota; Eurotiomycetes; Eurotiales; Aspergillaceae
Exons: 5
Coding region: 1-2442 (813 amino acids)
Source: RefSeq, a predicted model, not a curated record
AUGUCUACCAACACGCAGCCUAACACUCCCGCACAAUGGCAGAAAUUCAGCCAGAUGAAGCAGGUGGACGACAUCCCAAACCAUGAGUCCAAGGAUGAAGACAACGCAAUGGGACCAACCUACCGUUCUAUCUUUCUGGAUGGAACACCAAUCCUGCAGCAGCUCCCAGGCUAUUGUGAGAUUUACACCGAUAUCCUCGCAUUGACCGAGCCCGAGAUCCAAAUGUCGGCAGACGAAUUGACCGACCUCGAAGUCAAUGCCCGAGUUAUUACUGCCGACCAGCCCGUCCAUCUCAAUAUGUCCAAGAGUGGAGCCAAAAAGUGUGUCAUGGUGAUUUAUGCCGCCGUUCUCGAUCAGCCUAUCAGUGUUUCUAUCGAGGGAGAUCAGCGCACUGAGCUGGAACUUGGAGUUGAUUUCGGCCACUUGCAAGCUGAGAUCAAGUUCGACGAUGGCAAGCUGGAGGUCUAUUACAGCGACCGACACGGGGACGACCAGACCUCGGUCUACCAAGCCUUUCUGGACACUGAGCUGCGAGUCGCCCUUUCGGUUUGCUGGUCAUACCCCGCCGUCGCCAUCUUGAUCUGCUCGUUUGUGGCCAAGUCGGCGGCCACAGCGGGCUCGCAUGCUCUGUCCAAGGCACAAGCCGUUUCCUUGGGUCAGCAAUUGGCUGCCCAUGCCAUGACAGGUCCCGACUCCUACUAUGCUCCGACCCUCACCUUUGACGAGUAUGUCGUCACACUUGAUUCCCAGCGACAGGCAGCCGAGAAUUUUCAGGAGCAGUACGAGGCCUUUCAGGCUGCCAAAAACCAGGUCGAUGACGCCAAGGCGGCAGGGGAAACCCUCCUCGCAACCGUUCAGAACGAACAGUCAACCAGGGUCAAUCUACAGUCACAGGCCUUGGCUAAGUAUCAGGCUGCAGCAGAUACCGUCGAGGCCUGCGACAAACUGCUUAGUGAUGAUGAAGAAGAGCUGAGACAUGCAAAAGACAGGUUCGAAAACGGUCUCGAUGAAUGGAUAAAGAGGGAGACCUUCCUGGCAAUUUGCACAAUCCUUGGUGCCGUCUUUCAAUUUGCGGCCGGAAUCUACGCCGUAGGGAAGGGGUCGGGCGACCCAGCCGCUGUCGAAAAAAUCGUCGAAGACGUUGAGAAGGCAGAAAAAGCGGCAGGGGCUGCGGAAGAUGUCAUCCUCGGCUCCAAAGCCUUCAAGGGUUUGUGGGAAUAUACCAAAGCAUUGGGAAAGCUGUAUCCCCAGAUUGCCAAUGUUGUCACUGCUGUGGGCAAGAUUGACCGUCUUGGAGAUCAUGAUGAUAUUGAUCUGCCCACUUUGGGCGGCGAUGUCUCCGGCUCUGAUGGGACUGAUGCAGACGCCAGCUUAAUCAUGAGUCUGGCCGCUUGGGAUGAGUGGGAGUUAGACUCGGACCAACAAAUGGAAUGGGCCACAUCACAACAGAAUCCCGCGAUUGACGGAGCCAGUGACUAUCGCUUGACCCUGCGCAAACAUGCGGUUCACGGCCGAGCAUUGGCCCAGGCCCAGGCAGAGGCUGUCAAGCAAGGUCAGGAAUAUGUCCAGGCCACUCUCAUGGUGCUAGAAGCCAACCGCGACAUCGAGGCCAUCGACGAACUGCUAGCCCACUACGAGGAAGAGAAAGAUGCAUACGCACAGGCCGAAGCGAAAUUCUAUGAUCGAUACCUCCAAUUGCGGACAACGCUCGUCAUUCAGUUGCAGUAUGUGGUCGAUGCCUGUCGAUUCUACACUCUGAGAGAACCCGAAAUUAUCCUGGACUCACAGAUGUCUGUGGACGAUAUAACCGCCUGCAUUGCAGAGCUGCGGGGUGCGAUGCAAGAUGUAGAUGCUCAAUAUGCAAAUGGAUACACGCUUACCACUCCUACCACAUUUUCUGAUGAGUUAGCAUCCAAUUUUCCCGAGACGGUUAUCACAGGCCUGAAGAGCAGUGAGCAAGGGUAUAGUGCCACGUUCACGCUAUUGCCCAUUCCAGGCGCCAACUACAACCCCGGCCCGGAGAACUACGCAUACCCCUUCACAGGUGGAUUUCACUACCGUCUUAAUGGCCUGGAGCCUCGCCUGAUCGGUGUGAAACCCACGCCCGACGCGGUGCACGAUGGCCGCGCGUUUGUAAGGUUCAGGAUCGAAACCUCCGGGUCCUAUUCAGAUCUCGGGUACGACCUAGAUACGGGGGGAACCAAGGUCUGGCAUUUUGUCAGCAAGCUCCGACAAAACCGCUAUGUCUACGAGAUUGACGAGUCGGGCGCUUGGCUCCGCGACGUGGAGAGAGCCACGUACGAUGACCACGAGCACGCCCAACCUCCGCCAUUUACUCUCUGGAAGCUCACUAUCGAAAACCCCGAAGACCUUGAUUUGAGUACUCUGGAAAAACUUGAGCUACACUGGGACGCGUUCUACCGGCCGGUCUUCUCAUUAUGA